CAUUGUUUUGAUGCUCUCGUAAGAUUGUCAAAAGCUUUUUGUCUGUAGAUUUCACUUAGGUGUUGAAAUACGUAUCAAGUGUAUAAGGAUUACUCAGUAAGGAAAUACCCAUCAUAAUUUGCCAAGAUGGCCACCUCCUUACCUCAGAAGGGCCCUAGUCUUGCCAGUAUGCCCUCCCAGCAGCAACCUCACAUGCACCCUGGUCCUGGUCCGGGCACUGGUGGGCAGCAGCAACCACCUGGGCCUCCACAGGGGGCUUUGCGAGAAAUCUCCCCAGUGUACCUGUGCCGAAUCGGGCAAGAGACCGUCCAGGACAUCGUUAGCCGCACCAUGGAGGUUUUCCAACUAGCGAGAGCCACACAGCUGCCAAACGGUGUGACCCAGAGUCAGGCGGCGUAUCAGGACCGCUUUGGGAAGCUUCAGGAGCACCUGCGGCAGCUGGCCCUGCUGUUCCGCAAGCUGAGGCUGCUGUACGAGCGCUGUGUGGAGAUGACGACAGACCUGCAGGAGGCCCCUGGAGAGCUGGUGCCGUACGUGGGUGAGGAGAUCGCUGCUGUACCGGUGGAGCCCUGUAGUCCAGCGGUCAUGCAGGAGAGGAGAGAAAUGCUGGAGAAGGUGAAGCAGAAGAAUCAGGAGAUGAAGGUUCUCAUGGACCAGCUGAGGAACCUGCUGUGGGACGUCAACGCCAUGCUGACGCUACGCUGACCUCACUUCCUGUCCACCUCACCCUACACUGACCUCACCUGGGGUGCAUUUCUCGAAACCAAAGUUGCUUACUACAUUAGCUACUUUCUUGUUUUCAAUGCAUUUUCCCAUUGGCCAUUACCGAAGUUGCUAACAGGCUAACAACUUCUCUUUUGAGAAAUGCUCACCUGUCCACCUGACCCUAUGCUGACCUCACCUGUCCACCUGCCUACCUGGGCCACAACCAGGGCGAUAAAUUAACUUUUUGUCAUCAUUAGCCAAUUUGGCAGGUAGAUGUUAAAUCUUACUGGCCACACACUCUUGACUAUGAGUCAAAAUGGCAAGUAAGUUUUCUUUGCUACUAGCUAAACUGAAUUUUCAACAGCAUUUUGACCUGUUGGCAGGUGUUUAAUUUUUAGAGCCCUGACUACACUACAUCGAUCUGGACUGCCCACCUGGUCUACACAGUGACACGCCCACCCCCCACCCCCACCCACCCUCCUUUACCCCUCUUGGCCACAGUGAACUCAGCUGUCCACCUGCCUACCUACCUACUACCUACCUUGUUCCUAAAAGCAACCUCAGCUGUCCACCUGCCUACCUACCUAGUUCCUACAAGCAACCUCAGCUGUCCACCUGCCUGCCUACCUUGUUCCUGCAACCUCAGCUGUCCACCUGCCUGCCUUGGCUACAGCCACCUCACCUCUUCACCUGUUCACCUGCCUGCCGACCUGCAUGCAACCUCGCCUCGCCUCACCUCAAGUCACACCGUCCAUUCCUUUUUUGAAGAUGGUGCCACAUCAGCUCAGUUUGCUUUCAGUUGUCCCACACACAGUCCAUGAACAGUGAAAUGUUUUCCAUCAGUUGUCUGAGCCUUACUCCUGUAAAAACUCUGCCAGUUUCCUUC
Messenger RNA from Engraulis encrasicolus (European anchovy), 1591 nucleotides. RefSeq names its product Mediator of RNA polymerase II transcription subunit 30-like. The transcript has 5 exons. The coding region runs from base 127 to 705 and encodes 192 amino acids. Gene Ontology annotation, molecular function: transcription coregulator activity. Gene Ontology annotation, biological process: positive regulation of DNA-templated transcription. NCBI's taxonomy places the organism in Eukaryota, Metazoa, Chordata, Actinopteri, Clupeiformes, Engraulidae. The record is from RefSeq and is a predicted model, not a curated record. Gene Ontology annotation, cellular component: mediator complex.